This is a messenger RNA of Saccoglossus kowalevskii, 1391 nucleotides long. RefSeq names its product transmembrane protein 272-like. NCBI's taxonomy places the organism in Eukaryota, Metazoa, Hemichordata, Enteropneusta, Harrimaniidae. The record is from RefSeq and is a predicted model, not a curated record.
AUAUGGGUGAUUCACGUGCUUCACUGCUAGUGUAAUGAUAUAAAUAUAGCUAGAGUCCCUCGCACUUUGUUAAACAACGCAAUGGUUGACAGCUGUUGUCAAGAUUAUCACGUGUAGUUUUUCGAUUGGUUUGGAUUUCAUCCAAUAUUUAUAACCAGGAAUACUGUAUUUAUAUGCAAAUUAGGUGAGAUUGCAAUAUAUUUGCAUCGGUGACGAACUGAAAAUAUAGAGUAGUACGACGAUGGAUGCCGCUAACGAGAGCCAGGAUAUCGAGGCGCCACAAGACAAACCACCAACACACGAGGAACCACAGAAAGGUGACCCUCCGAAAUAUGGAAGCAUCGUGUCAGAGAUCAAGAAAGCUAAACGGGAGUCAUGUGGAAACAAAGAAUUUAUCAAACAUGUCAUGGCGAUAAUAAGUAGAUCAGGUGAACGUUCGACAUGGAGUGAAAGAGUAGUUACAAAGAUGAAGAAAUCACUACAGGAGUCGCGUGAAAAUAAAGAAUAUCUAACGCUGCUAUGUUUUCCAGUUAUGUUGAUGAUUGGCUGCGUGAUUUGUAUUAGUAUCUUUAUUGCUGCACCUAUUGCGAUGAUAGUGAUCGGUGCCAUUUAUAAAGACGAAUGUAAUGCACAGCCGUACAUCCCUAUAUACCUUAUUGUUGGUGGGAGCUUUUCCUUGUUUUCGUGUUUCAUUUCUGGGGGUAAGUCCAGGUCUAAUCGUUGCCAGACAAAUGAAGAGGAUCCACAAAAAGACGAAUGUACAUGCCGUAGCUGUAUAAGUGGUCUUGUGUCCAUCUUCCAGGUUUGCUGGUUCAUAGCAGGCAACGUAUGGAUAUACAAGGCGUAUGAACCGUCAUAUGAAGACCCAACAUCUGCAGAUUACUGUGACAAGACCCUGUAUUUGUUUUCAUUUUGGCUAAUGAAUGUUAGUUACAUGCUAAUUGGUGUUGGUUUCUGUGUCUGUUUACUAGUUAUCUACUGUGUGUAUUGCCGUGAGCCUUGUGAUGACGAGGAAUAAAUUCUGUGUAAUUGCUAUAAUAAUACUUAUUGUUUAUAUUUCGUACGUAAUAUAACUAAAAUUACUAUAUAUAUUAAUAAUAUAUUAUAGAUUAUAUGGUUGUCAUGAACAUUACUAGACUCGGCGAAAUGUUGACAUGGUCUAUAUCAGAGCAUUUUAUUUUUUCUUGCACGUAUUUGUAUUUUUCUACUGAAAAUGUCUCAAGCUUUUUUCUUGUACUUAUAUGACAAACGGUCAACACGUGUACUUUCCUUUUUGAUGCACGUGUGUGUAUUUGACAAGUUUUAAGAAAGUUAUAUCAUAAAAAUAUAAUAAUGGAUUAUGUAUAUGAAGUAUCUAUCUGCCAUAUUUGGACAUACAAAUUAAUAAAUCG